UGUACAGAGCAGGUCCUGUCCUGAACAAGUUCUCGAUCAGCAUCAGGAUAUUGAGCAAUGUCUCCUCACUUCUCUGCUGAACACCGAGCAUAGUAUCAUUUCUGUCAAGCGACGGGGCAGGGCAGACUCUCUGAUUCAAGGUGAAUGAGAGGAAAGACCAUCUGUUCUAACCUGGCAUUCUCUUACCGUGGAACUCGAUUCUCCUCUUAUCGCCUCACUCAGGCUCUGAUUGGUUUUGUGGAUUCGAUCAGUUCGGAAGACAGGGAGGCGUGAAACUGAAAGGAAGAACAUGUUGGUUCUUGGGGUAAUCACUGUCCUGGCUCUGAGUCAACAACGUGUUUGUGGUAAUGACUCAGAUACGCAGACUGUGUGCCUGGGGGACUCUGUGACCAUGACAUUCCCAAGCUGUGCCAAAGAAUCAACGAAACCACUAUUGAGAUUUGGUUUUCCCGGUGAGAUUCUCUGCAAUGCCAAAAACUGUAACAAAGAAUCAUACACCAGCAAAUAUAAUGACAGCGGUUGUUACACAAUUGUCAUCACAGAAGUUUCAGGCGAUCAUCAUGGAGAUUACUACUUAGAAUAUGGACAAUUUGCUCAAAUACCCAAGAAUCUACAUGUGAAAAAUUGCUCAAAAUCAUCUGCAAAAAGUCCACUAGGCGGUGCAGCAGAGAAUCAGACAACAUCCAACACCACUUCAGGUCCUGGACUCUCCACUGGAGCAAGAGUUGGAUUGGGAAUCGGGAUUGGUACUGUUUUUGUUGUUGGAAUUGUGGGUUACAUUGUCCUAAAGCGACAAAGAUGGAAUACAAACAGACGACCUGCACAAAUCCCUUUGAGAGAUGUGUCUCAUCCGAGUGAAGGGGAAGCACUUUGUCCAACAUCAGCCGAUCAUCAGGAUGGAGCGGCUGGAGAACGAGCCCCUCUGGGGGCUGGAGCUGUCGAUGAAACCCCCAUGAGUUACUCUAACCCUGUGACCGAGUCACUGAGGGAACAAUCAGCUCUUUCCAUGAGCUGCUCAGUGAAUAUCCACGGAGAGGCUGGGAUCAGCGAUGACAACCCAAGGCCCAAGUCCUGGCCACCAACACAAUCCCGUAAAGUUCGGCGUCGGUUUUCAGAAACUCAGAUCCACUCUGGGGGCCAUUAAAAAUGGCUGGUGAGAUCCGAUUCCUUGAUUCCGAUGAUUCCAGCAAUGUUUAAUCCUGCUCCCUGCACUCACCACUUGGCCAUCUUCACAGGAGGGGGUCAUUAUCUCCAACCCCAUGGAUUGUUUGUCAAGUUGGGCCAACCCUUCGAUGAUUGAUAGUUGAUGGGAGUUGUGAACUCUAGCCUGCAUUCAGAAACCUGAAGUUUGAAAGCUAUUCCCCAUGCCUGCUCUGUCCUGCUCAGCCCAGUCCACACUCUGUACUGAAUCAAUUCGCCAGCUCUAGUGAUGUCAAGUUUCAAUGCAGAUUGAAAAGAAUUAGACAUCAGUUUUGAAAAAAGUUCUACCUGUCUAAUGUCAGCAGCUUUCCAUCAUUUCACACCCUCGCAUAUAGACAGGAUAGAUCGAGUGAAUCCUUAGAAGACUAUAAAGGAAGUAGGAGUUUACUUAAGAGGGAAAUCAGGAGGGCAAAAAGGGGACAUGAGAUAGUUUUGGCAAAUAGAAUUAAGGAGAAUCCAAAGGGUUUUUACAAAUAUAUUAAGGACAAAAGGGUAACUAGGGAGAGAAUAGGGCCCCUCAAAGAUCAGCAAGGCGGCCUUUGUGUGGAGCCACAGAAAAAGGGGGAGAUACUAAAUGAAUAUUUUGCAACAGUAUUUACUGUGGAAAAGGAUAUGGAAGAUAUAGACUGUAGGAAAAUAAUUGGUGACACCUUGCAAAAUGUCCAGAUUACGGAGGAGGGAGUGCUGGAUAUCUUGAAAAGUGGAUAAAUCUCCAGGACCCGAUCAGGUGUACCCGAGAACUCUGUGGGAAGCUAGAGAAGUGAUUGCUGGGCCUCUUGCUGAGAUAUUUGUAUCAUUCAUAGUCACAGGUCAGAUGCCGGAAGACUGGAGGUUAGCAAACAUGGUGCCACUGUUUAAGAAGGACGGUAAAGACAAGCCGACGGUAAAAACAAGGGAAUUAUAGACCGGUGAGCCUGACCUCAGUGGUGGGCAAGUUGUUGCAGGGAAUCCUGAGGGACAGGAUGUACAUGUAUUUGGAAAGGCAAAGACUGAUUAGGGAUGGUCAACAUGGUUUUGUGCAUGGGGAAUCAUGUCGCACAAACUUGAUUGAGCUUUUUGAAGAAGUAACAAAAAAGAUUGAUGAGGGCAGAGCAGUAGAUGUGAUCUAUAUGGAAUUCAGUAAGGCGUUCGACAAGGUUCCCCAUGGGAGACUGAUUAGCAAGGUUAGAUCUCAUGGAAUAACAGGAAAACUAGCCAUUUGGAUACAGAACUGGCUCAAAGGUAGAAGACAGAGAGUGGUGGUGGAGGGUUGUUUUUCAGACUGGAGGCCUGUGAAUUGCACACAAGGAUCAGUGCUGGGCCCUCUACGUUUUCUUAUUUACAUAAAUGAUUUGGAUGUGAACAUAGCAGGUAUAGUUAGUAAGUUUGCAGAUGACACUAAAGUUGGAGGUGCAGUGGACAGUGAAGAGGGUUACCUCAGAUUACAACAGGAUCUGGACCAGAUGGGCCAAUGGGCUGAGAAGUGGCAGAUGGAGUUUAAUUCAGAUAAAUGUGAAGUGCUGUAUUUUGGGAAAACAAAUCUUAGCAGGACUUAUACACUUAAUGGUAAAGUCCUAGGGAGUGUUGCUGAACAAAGAGACCUUGGAGUGCAGGUUCAUAGCUCCUUAAAAGUGGAGUCGCAGGUAGAUAGGAUAGUGAAGAAGGCGUUUGGUAUGCUUUCCUUUAUUGGUCAGAGUAUUGAGUACAGGAGUUGGGAGGUCAUGUUGCGGCUGUACAGGACAUUGGUUAGGCCACUGUUGGAAUAUUGCGUGCAAUUCUGGUCUUCCUAUCGGAAAGAUGUUGUGAAACUUGAAAGGGUUCAGAAAAGAUUUACAAGGAUGUUGCCAGCGUUGGAGGAUUUGAGUUAGAGGGAGAGGCUGAACAGGCUGGGGCUGUUUUCCCUGGGAUCGGGGAGUCCAGAACUAGAGGGCAUAAGUUUAGGGUGAGAGGGGAAAGAUUUAAAAAAGACCUAAGGGGCAACUUUUUCACGCAAAGGGUGGUACGUGUAUGGAAUGAGCUGCCAGAGGAUGUGGUGGAGGCUGGUACAAUUGGAACAUUUAAGAGGCAUUUGGAUGGGUAUAUGAAUAUGUAGGGUUUGGAGGGAUAUGGGUUGGAUGCUGGCAGCUGGGAAUAGAUUGGGUUGGGAUAUCUGGUCGGCAUGGACAGGUUGGACCGAGGGAUCUGUUUCCAUGCUGUACAUCUCUAUGACUCUUAAACCUGUCCAAAUGCACCUACAGAUGCUGAAACAGCAUAUCAAAGAUCAAUGAAAAACAUACACUUCACUUCAACCUGUCAAAACAAACCCUGGCCUGAGCUCCAUCAAUUGGUGGCUCUUGGAGCUCAGCCGAGCAUUCCCAAUGAAACCCCCUGGAGAAACUGAGAUGUCUGACAAUCAGUUUCAUUUCUCCGCCUUACUUCUGCAGACUGUUUCCAAACACAGUCUCAGGAACAAAGAGGACCACCUUUCACCAUGUAGAUCAUUGAUCACACUUUGUGCUGGUGUGUGAGAUAGUAACUUCCAGAAUGUUCCAUGGAUAUGAACUUCACAAACAGGAGCAGGAAUACAUCAUUCCGCUCCUCCAACCUUCCCCAUCGGUGAUGUUCGACCCCGUCUCCAGUUUCGUGCCCUCCCAGUGUCCAAGAAUUGAUGGAUCUCCGUCGUUAAUCACCUCAGUAACUGAGCAUUCACAGCUCUAUGGGGGUGAGAACUCCAAAGGUCCACAGGCCUCUGGGUGAGGAAUUCUUUCCCUCAUCUCAUUCUGCAAUUGGCCAGUCCCUUAUCCUGAGGCUGGGACCUUGGGUUGUAGACUCUCCUGCCAGGGGCACCAGCUUAUCAGCAUUGACCCUGUCAAACCUCCUGGGACAAGGCUGUCCCUUCCAAAUCCUAUGCCCCUCCCUGUGGGAUCACAAACUGAGAGUUGAGGGCGGUGAGCUGUGAGGCAGGAAUGGCUGCCAUGAGGAUGGACUGAGUGCUAAUCGCACAAAGUCCCUUCCAAUCCUCACAGCUUUUCUCUGGGUAGGUGGGGGAGAUGAAGGGAGAGGGGAUCCUAAUGAGUUGAUCUCUCAGGCCCAAUCCCUGCUGCAAAAACAAAGCCGGUGAAGAGGUCAGGGUUUGUGUUUUGGUCUAAACCUUGACUUUUCGUCAGUUCUCACCUCACUCAACCUUUGUUCCCUCCCACCCCCAUCCCAAUCAAGGUGUGGUGAGCAGGAAUCGAUGCUUCCUUUCCAAUUCCAUUCCCAAUCAUCCCAGCGUGAUGUCAGUUGUCCAAAGUCAAAAUGGGAUCGUGGUGGGAAAAAGCUUGGGAAGUUAAACAUAUGAGUUUCAAUGGGAUUCUCUCUCAUUCUUAUAAAAUCUCGAGAAUAUAGACCCAUUCCAUUCAAUCUGUCUUCACAGAACAGCCCUUUCAUCCCAGGAAACACUGUCCUUGUACAACCCUGUCUCAGGAUCCUUCUUUGAGUAGGGAGACCUGAAGUGUAACACAGUACUCAAGAUGUGGUUUCACCAGAGCCUUACAUCACUGCAGCAAGAUGUCCUCACUCUCCAACUCCCUUGUAACGAAUCAUUUGCUUUCCUAGUUGUUUCCUAGUUAUUGAGCUAAAGCCCACCUUGGAGCAUCUGCAGUCCCAUGGCUUAGGGAAGGAUUGUAAUGCUUGACUUCUUAAAUUUAUUUCUUUGUUUUUAUGUCCUAGUGUGGAACUUUUUAAAACUUAUUUUUUCAUUUUUCUGCUUUUAUGCAGUUGUAUGGAAUUAUUUUAAAACCUAUUUCUUUGUUUUUCUAUUU
Molecule: messenger RNA, 4961 nt
Organism: Hemiscyllium ocellatum (epaulette shark)
Lineage: Eukaryota; Metazoa; Chordata; Chondrichthyes; Orectolobiformes; Hemiscylliidae
Exons: 6
Coding region: 290-1144 (284 amino acids)
Source: RefSeq, a predicted model, not a curated record